Molecule: messenger RNA, 2217 nt
Organism: Asparagus officinalis (garden asparagus)
Lineage: Eukaryota; Viridiplantae; Streptophyta; Magnoliopsida; Asparagales; Asparagaceae
Exons: 4
Coding region: 377-2038 (553 amino acids)
Source: RefSeq, a predicted model, not a curated record
AGUCGCGAAUAAUUCUCGGGAUCCGCCAGCUCGGCCAUUUUCCCCCUCGCCCCCCGCUCGUGCGCUCUCGCUUUCUCCGCCUCUAAUCUCUCUCCCUCUCGCUCUCCUCUCUUUCUGAGCGAAUCCUCACCGUUAACACUUCCUCUCUCCUCUCCCAGAAAAAGAAGAAAAAAAAGGUAAGUAAAAGAGAAGCAAGAGAGAAGCGAUGUGGGAAUGUUGGCUUUCUUUCUCGUCCUUCGAGCAGUUGUUAUGGUCUCUGAUGGGAUCCGCUUGCUUUAACUUUUGACUGACGACUAACAGAGAUCUUGGGUAACAAAGAUUCAAUCUUUGGCGAUUUUUGGGAGGACCCAUCUGCAGAAAAUUUUUGAGCUUUAUCAUGCCAAGACAAAAUCCUGCUAUAAAGGAGUUUAUAGCUGGAGCAUCAAAGAUCCGUAAAAGGGUUUCUUCUUCUUCAUCAGCAUCAUCUUCUUUAUUACAAAAUAACCGAUUUAAGCGAGCCAUUAUAAUUGGUAAAAGAGGUGGAUCUACAACUCCUGCUCCCAAUUGGAGAAUGAACCCUAAAUCCCCAUCAGCUAGUUCAAAGAUUUCUGAUCCAUCGAGGCAACAAGGCCCGGUUUCAGCUAGGAAACUUGCAAAUGCUCUGUGGGAAUUGAACAUGAUCCCUUCACCAGAGUUCAGUGAGAAUUUUUCGGCCCGAAGAUCUAAGAAAGUAUCAAAACCUCGCCCUCAUCGGUUAUCUGAUCCCUUGCAUAGCCCUGAUUCUGAGAGGAGCGGCCCAUUGACAAUAAUGCCGAUAGUCUCUCAGAGAAUUCGAUCCAAGGAGCGCAAUGAUAGAGCUUUGGAUUUGCUAAGUAGCUCUAGUUUGAUGGAGAUUGAUCCACAUCCGCAAGAACUCACACCCGGAAGCUCAAUUCCAUCAAUGAAAAGCCGCUUGAAAGACCUAAGAAAUACAGUUACAUCUUCCAAAGAACUUGUGAAACUCCUCAAGCGGAUCUUGGUACUGGAAAAUCAGCACUCAUAUAGCAUCUCUCUUUUCUCAGCCCUCCGAUUUGAACUUGAUCGAGCUCGAUCUCAGCUAGAUCAUCUCAUCCAAGAGCAAAAGUUAGACCACAAUGAGUUCAACUGCCUCAAGAAACAAUUCAUGGAAGAGAAAUCAUUGUGGAAGAUCAAAGAGAAGGAAAGAAUCAAAACCGCUGUCCACUCCAUCAUGGAAGAGUUCGAAUCAGAAAAGAAAUCAAGAAGAAGAGCAGAGAGGCUCAACAAGAAACUUGGAUUGGAGUUAGCCAACACAAGGGCCACUCUAGAAAAGGCAGUUAGAGAAAUCGAGAGUGAGAGGAGAUCGAGAGAGAUAAUUGAACAGGUAUGCAACGAGGUAGUGAGAGGGAUCGGCGAAGACAAAGCAGAAGUAGAGAGCUUGAAGAGAGAAUCUGCCAAAGCCCGAGAAGAACUAGAGAAAGAAAGAGAAAUGCUUCACAUUGCUGAUGUGUGGCGUGAAGAGAGAGUUCAAAUGAAGCUCUUGGAAGCCAAGGUUCAGUUUGAGGAGAAGAAUGCUGCUGUUGACCAAUUAAGGAAUGAGCUGGAAGCAUUUCUUGAAACUAACAGGACUACAGAGGAGAACGCAUUUCCAGAAACAGGAGAGGUCGAAGAUGGGAGAGAUUCAGUAGAGAGUGAUUUGCACUCCAUCGAGCUGAAUGUUGAGAACAACAAAGGGUACAGUUGGAGUUAUGGUACUAAAACUGCUGAGUCUUCGGCUGAGGAGGAUAACGAGGAGAGCUCAAAAAUCAUAAAAGAGAAAGCUGAAAAGGCCGAUCAAGAUGAAGAACAAUAUGUAUCAGUAAAAAAGCUCAGAGAUCGAAUGUUGUCCGGGACCAAAAUCGUACUGCCCCGUGGUUUGUCAAGCCCAACCCGACGAUGGAAUAAAAGUCGAGCUUUAGAUGAGGGGGAAGAUCGAGUUUGUGAAGGAUUGAAGGUUGCAGAGAUAGUAAAAGCUAUUAAGGAAGCAAGAUUGAGUAACAGUAGUGAUAAGAUUCACUCUUAGUGACUUCUUCAGUUUUAAGAGAGGACUUCUUCAGUUUUAAGUGAGAACUUCUUGUUCUUGUUAAAUUCCAAACUUUGUGUUUUUGUUGCCUUAUUACUUGUACAAAACUUCUCCUUACAAGGUUAUAUGUAUCAUUUCUUUUUGAAAGAGAGUUUAUGGUGUAUCUCUGAAUUUAUCUA